Molecule: messenger RNA, 369 nt
Organism: Prorocentrum cordatum
Lineage: Eukaryota; Dinophyceae; Prorocentrales; Prorocentraceae
Source: the annotation of a GenBank genome assembly
AUGGAGGUCGUGGGCUGCUUCGACAGCACGGGCGAGGAGGCCGCCGGCCUCGGGCUGGAGCUGCCGGCCGAGGCCGCGGCGGCGGAGCCCCUGCGCUUCUUCGUGAUGGAGAGGCUCAGUGGACAAUCGCUCGCCGAUCGCAUCCUGGACUCCAAGGGGCUCCCUGAGGAGGAGGCCAAGGAGGUCACCAGGGCGCUGUGCAAGGGCCUCGCGUGGCUGCACGAGCAGGGGAUUGCCCACAGAGAUGUCAAGCCCGCCAACGUGCUCUUCGGCCGCAGCGACGCCGCCGCAGCGCCGGGCGGACACCUGGACGAUGAGGCCCCGCAGACGGGGGCGCCGCCGAAGCUCAUCGACCUGUCGCACGCGGGG